AUGUCUGAUGUCACUGUUGACUGGAUCGAUAAACACCAGCUGGAGCGUUUAGAUGAGAUGAUGAUUGUUGUUGAUGAAAACGAUAAGGUCAUUGGUGCAGACACUAAGAGGAACUGCCAUCAGAAUAAAAACAUUGAGAAAGGGCUGCUGCACCGAGCCUUCAGUGUUGCUUUGUUCAACUCAGAGAAGAAAGUUCUGAUUCAGCGCCGAGCAGACACGAAGCUUACCUUCCCUGGGUACUAUACCGAUUCCUGUUGUAGUCAUCCACUGAGUAAUCCUGAAGAAAUGGAGGAGAAAGACGCCUUGGGAGUGAAGAAGGCAGCCCUGAGACGGCUGCAGGCUGAGCUGGGCAUCCCCCAGGACCAGGUACCCAUGUCUGUGCCCCCUGGCCUCAGCUCACCUGGGGCUGUGAGAAAGACGUGGUGGGGCUUGGGGAAUUCAAUAUCUAAGCUAGGUCAAGUCUACUGAGGAAUAUGGCUUUUGGGAAAACCCUGAGGUUUCCCAAAAUAUGCACUGAAAAGAAUGUCUAGGAUUGGCUGUGCACAUCCCUUCAUUUAUCCACUGGAGCAGGGGCUUGAGAGGGGAUAGAUAUUUUCCACAGAAAACUGCUGAGCUUGCAUGGUGAUCUCUGAAAUAAGGGGUGGAAUAGUUUCUUCUUUAAAGGAUACAGGCCAUUUCAAUGGGUCUAAGUAAGAUUUAGUUAUCUAAAUUAAGGUAUAGGAAAAUAUUAGCCAACACUCUCAACAGCAA
This is a messenger RNA of Rattus norvegicus (Norway rat), 750 nucleotides long. Its product is annotated as isopentenyl-diphosphate delta-isomerase 2-like. NCBI's taxonomy places the organism in Eukaryota, Metazoa, Chordata, Mammalia, Rodentia, Muridae. The record is from RefSeq and is a predicted model, not a curated record.